UGAAACAGUCAUUCUCCGCAUGAACCCUCCCAGGGACGUGGACCAUCGAGUGCGAUCGAGAGCGAACAGUGAUCGUUGUAUUCUCAUCAUAGGUCCUGCGUCAGCAGAGAGGACCUUCCUACUUUCAUCCCAGUGAUAAUUCCUGAUAUUUGAAACUGAGUGUGAGAAUUCAGAAUAUAGAAGCUGAGUGAGAGGGCUAGAGAAGAGGCAUAAGUGACCGCCACGAUGUGGGUCCUUAGGGCAAAAAAUCUGUUGUGCAGUUUUGUGAUAUCGUUUGUACUGUGCCAAAGUAUUUCCGCAGCAUCCUGCAAGAGUGGCUGCCCGACACCAAACAAAUCGUCCAAAUACCAGUUCCUACCGGGCAAUGUCUACAGCUACGAUCUGGACAGCUAUGUGCAGGUUCAGUUGACGGCGGAGGAAGUCGACGCCCAACAAACCACCCUCAAGGUCGAAGGCAAGGUUGAAGUUUACGCCGGAGAGAACUGCCAGUACACACUGAAAGUACUAUCCCUGACAACCUAUGCCCCUGAUGGCAAGAAAUCGAACCACAACAAUGACGUCAACAAACCUGUUCAGUUCACGCUUUCCAACGAUGAGCUGCUGCCAGAGAUCUGUGCCGAAGCAAGCGAUUCAGACUUUUCUCUGAACGUUAAGCGUGGUAUAAUUUCUCUGCUUCAAUCGGCCGAAGGAAAGUCUUAUGAAACGGAUGUGUUCGGUGUGUGCCCAACUUCCUUCUCCAACUACGGAAGUGGGGAUACCGUUGUUGUAAGCAAAAAUCGUGAUCUUCUGGGAUGUGGCUACCGCCAAUCAUUCAGUAGCAGUUUGCUGACCAGCAUCGUCAACCCGAAAGCUGCUAUCAAAUCAUCGCCAUUGCUUAACAGCAACUAUAACAGUCAGCAAACUAUCAAAAAAGGAAUUUUGGAAUCCGUGAAGCUCACCGAGGAGUAUCAAUAUGUUCCCUUUGCAAAGCUCAACUCGGGUGCCUUGGCUAAAGUAACGACCAAGGUUACCAACACCGGUACGAAGCAGGCAGGUGCUCCGGCUUUGAAGGCGGGAUCUCCCCGCUCGAUCAUCUUCGAGAAUCCUCAACCUGACUCACAAAGCAAUUUGGAAACAAUCAAACAGGAACUGAAGGUGGUUCUCGAUUCCUACAACAAUAACAACGUGGGCAAACUAACCGCCGCUCAGUUCAAAGAGCUAAUCCACUUGAUGCGUUUUUCCAAAAAAGAUGAUCUCCUUUCGUUGUACCAACAGGUGAAAGCCGGUACUGCUCAUUCCAAUCAAGCUCUCGCGCGCAAGGUAUACUUCGACGCCAUUUUUAGAGUUGGAACUGGUGCCGCUGUUGAAGCAUUAGCUAACCUUUACAAAAACAAAGAAAUCACCGAUCCGCAAGAAAAGAGGUUGCUGUUCGUGUCUCUGAAUCUCGUCAACUCGCUAAAUAAGCCUGCCCUGAAGGCUGCAUUACAAUUGCUCGAUAAUGGAGCGUCUCGUGAGACAUACCUCGGUGUCGGAUCACUGGUCAACAAGUACUGUCAAAAAUACAAAUGUGAAACGGCGGAUAUCAAGGAAGUCUCGGACAAAUUUGCAUCCAAGCUUGGAAAGUGCCAACCAGCCAAUCGCGGUGAGGAAGAUAUCAUUGUUGCAGUCCUCAAGGGAAUCAAAAACUCUAACAAUUUGGUAGCUCCCUUGCUAGACAAAGUGGUCCAAUGUGCGUCAGACAAAUCCUCGGCACGAAUUCGUGUCGCCGCUCUUCAGGCCUUCCCAGCAGCCUCUUGCAACAAGAAGGUUGUAAAUUCCGCUCUUGGUUAUCUUAAAAACACUAACGAAGAUUCAGAGAUUCGUCUCCAAGCUUAUCUAUCACUGAUUGAAUGUCCAUCAGCAGCUGUUGCUAACGAAAUAAAGGCUUUACUGGACAAUGAAAAAGUUUACCAAGUUGGAUCUUUCAUCACCUCCCACCUGGCCAGUCUACGAUCUUCUGCUGAUUACACGCGAGAAGCGGCACGUCAACAUUUAGGAAAUAUUCGUACAACCAACAAAUUCCCCUUCGACUCUCGCCGGUACUCCUUCAACCGUGAGUUCUCAUACGCUGUUGAGUCCCUAGGACUGGGAGCGAGUGUAGAUACCAGCGUUAUCUAUUCUCAGAAAAGUUUCGUACCGAAAUCAGCUGCUCUGAACUUCACCACUGAGAUGUUUGGAAAUGCAUUUAACCUGCUAGAGAUUGAAGGUCGACAGGAUAAUCUGGAUCGCGCUAUUGAACACUACUUCGGACCUAAGGGUAUAUUCCGGGGAGUGGAUCUACAGAAAGCAUUCGACACCCUGAAGGACCAGUACUCCAAACUUUCCCAGAAAGCCCAAAGUCGGUUCCGACGUGGUCUUAAAGAAGAUCUAAGGGCUUUUGCAAAAGGAGUGAACAUGCGAAACGAUGCCUUAGAGGACUUCAACCUCGAUGUGUCGGUGAAAGCCUUCGGUUCGGAACUGCUUUUCCUGAGCGCCAACGAAAAUCUGCCAAGCACAGCGGAAGAGUUCCUGGACAAGGCGUUGGAAUGUUUGGACAAGUUUUUGGAAGGUGCCAAGAAAUUCGACCACGUUUUUGAGCAACACAUACUGCAUAUCGAUGAGGAUGUUGUGUAUCCAACCGCUGCUGGAUUGCCAUUGAAAUAUUCUCUCGAAAGCACUGGCGCUUUACGUCUAGAAACCAGUUUUGAAGCUGACUUGUUGAAUAUUGUGAAGGAUUACAAGAAUGCAAAGUUCAACCUAAAACUGGUUCCAAGCGGUAACUUCGAACUGGCAGGAACACUGAGUGUUGAUGCUUUUACUGUUAGCACCGGUCUCCAACUAUCCGGAACAUUCCAUACUGCCACCGGUAGUGCCGUUAGCUUCGCCCUGCUGGAUGACGGAAAGUCCUAUGAUCUCACUGUUGAGUCACUGUUCAAAAAGCAGGAACUGCUUAGUUUCAACAGUAAACUUGUCUUUGUUACUCGUGAACGUGGAAACCAACUUAUAUCUAUUCCACUCAAGAAAAAUCAACAGGCAAAGGAAUUCAAAGAAUGCUUCGAUAAUCUUUAUCCGAUUAUUGGAGUCACUGUUUGUGCUUCGGCUGGUCAGAAACAGAUCCCCGGAAAAGCUUUGCCUCCACUGGAUGGGGAAUACCACACGGAACUAUUUUUGGAAGUUGAUCCAAAAUAUCAUUUUACCGGAAAGUACGAUGAUUCAGAUAAGCAACAUCAGAGCCUUCUGUUGACUUUUGAUACACCUGAAACGGAAAAGAAGCGCACCACAAGUCUGAAACUGGAAAGUUACUUCAAGGGCGAUGCAUACGUAAAGGCUACUUUGCUAUCCCCAUUACGAAAUGUCGACUUGACCAUUGGAUUAAACAACAACGAGAAAGAAGCUUCAUUAUACGCUCUUGCCCAUAAUGGACCUGAUGAGUACUUGGCGAAGGUGGGCUUCGAGAAGGGUGGAUCGGCGGACAAACAGGAAUACACACCAAUUUUCACGGUGAAAUCUCCCAGUGGUGACGCUCAGGUGUCGAAAGUAGUUCAGACUACAGGUAAAAUUGUAGUCGAAAAAGGCGAAGGCGGCGCGACGAAAUAUAACCUUGAGAACAUUGAAUGGACUAGCCCUUACGCACCCAAGACAACCAUCAACGGCUUGGUUACCCAGAAUGGAGCCAACUUCGAUGCAGAUUUAGCCGUGACUGUUGAUGCUAGCAAACACAACGUCAAGGGACAUCUUGAUUUCAGCCCCAAGCACAUCAACUUCGAUCUAGAGAAGAAAACUGAUGGCGAUGCCAACAAGAACUUCAAAGUGGACCUUGCUCUCGCUUACUCGGAAAACUCGUUCAAGAAUGUGUUCAUCUUCGCCGCCGGUAAGGACUACAACAACCCAACUAAUCGUUACGAAUUGAACCAAAAUGCAGAAUUUGAGAUUGAAGACAAGAAGCUGCAAUCGCUGAAACUGGCGACCAAAGUACAAUUGCAGAAGCAGCUUAUUCGGCUGGACUUUGCUACUAGCAAAAAUCAAUUCAAGCUGGACGGAGAGUACGGUUACGACAAAUACAAAGCAGCUGCUAAUGUUGACGCCAAAUAUAACGAAAGAACUGCUGGAGAUUACGACGUAACGGUUGGAGGAACUCUGAACAAACAUUUCUUCAAAGUCACAUCGAAACGCGUCAUCGAUUCUGCCAAGAGCAAAUUCCAAAAUCGUCUCACGGCUAGCACCGGUACUAAGAUUGAAGUAAACGGUGUUGCAUCCAAUAAGUUCAGCGAACAUGAAGGCGAACUUAAUCUUGAUGGUUUGUUCAUCGCUGUUGACAAGGCUGAUCCCUACAAGAUGACUCUGGUUCUUCAGGUGAAUCCAUCGAGUGUGCUCUCAAAUGCCAAAAUCUUGGUUGGAAAAGAUGAAUUUGCAACGUAUGAUUUAAAAUUGGACCGUACAGAGCAUUCCAACGGCAAAUUUAACUUCGCCGUCAAAGAUUUCCUCGACGGAAACAGCGAAUUCAAAGCCACUAAAGGACAAGGUGAUGGAACCGCACUGAUAACCUUGCUGAAGCAGAACCGCAAGCUGAAGCUGGACACAAAGUUCAAACUUAUCGCGCCGGUGUUCAAUGUCGCCACGGAUUUCUACUACGACUUUGAAAAGGACAAUGCCAAGAAGAUCCAUUUCGAUACCCAGAAUAAAAGAACCAAGGAUAGCAUCGACAGCAAAAAUAAACUCGAAAUCUUUUCAGAAAAAUACGAAUUCAAUGUCCAAGGCCAACAGACCGGACAACUUACGGAUGGAAGUGUGAACGGAAAAUUCUCGUUACUUCUGCCAACCGGUCGAUUGCUGUCUGGUGACUUCAAACGAGAAAUUGACGGUAAGAAUGAGAAGAAGAGCACCGGUAACAUUGCUGCCAACCUCUUCGACAAAUUGCCAAGUGGCAAACAACAAAGCCUCGAAUUGACCGGUAGCAUGAAGGAUGGUGAUUUCAAGGCACGAUUCUUCGAUAUGCUCCACAAUUUUAAGUAUACCAACUUUGAAGGAAAGGAUCUAGAUUUGCACUUGGAUACCAAACAUUUGCCAGCCGGCCACUUCAAGAGUGCUGCAUUCCAUCUCAAAGUGCAGGGAUCGCUGGUGCCACAAGCGACUGAGGUUACAUUUGAUCUAGAUGAGUACUGCGAUGAACACGCUGUCUACCGCGUUGGUGGUAAAUAUGGUGCCGACUUCGAUGGAUCGCUCAGUGGCAACUACCACGUUGGAAAGCCAGGAAAAGCUCACACACACGAACUUAAAGCUAAAGUGAACAUUCCACAAGGCCCAGUGAAAAAUCUUGCCUUAGAAUCGAAGGGCAGCUACCUGGAACCAGAAAGCGAUAAUGGACUGUACGAAUUCGAAUACGCGGGUACUUUAGGCUACAGCGAAAAGCUAAUUUCACUGUCAACGAACGCCAAGGGAAAUGAAAACCACGGAACCGGAAGUCUAAAACUCAGCCUGCCAGAUGUCGAUCCAUUUGCUGCCGAUGUGUCUUACAAUUGCGAAGGUAAGAGUGAUGGUCCAGUUUCAACUAAGGGAACCCUGAAGGUGAACUAUGGAAAGGAUAAGCAUAUUGAGUUCACCGGAGAUGCCAAGGCUCUCGGUGCUGAUGAUGUUUCGGUUCACGCAACAUUCAAAUCCGACUUCGAUAACGCAAAGAAUGUUGAAUUCACCUUCAAGCAUGUCAAGUCCGGUGAUCAUGCUUACCACACCAAGCUAAACCUGGUAGCAGACGAGAAGACCUAUAAUGUGGACAACGCAGUCAUUCUAUCCGAAUCAAGCCCAUCAAUCGAUUUCAAUCUUGUGUACCCAGGCAAGAAUGUUAAAGUCUACGGAGCGUACAAAGUUUUGAGUGACCGUGCAUUCAAAGUGGAGACGAAGGUACUCAACAUGGGUGACUUCAAUCUGGACGCCAAUGUAGAAGCAAACUACCAGAGCUAUGAAACUUUCUAUGUGAAAGCGUUUGUUGACGCUCCUAAGCUGAACGCGAACAAGCUGAGCGCAGAAAUCAACGCCAAACCAGGAAGCAGCGGUAAAGGCGUUGAAUUCCAGGCUUCUUCAGACGGUAAGAACAUUCUGAGUGGGUAUGCCGAUUAUUCCGUCAAGGAACAAGGCAAAAGUACUAUUCUGGAAGGACAAGGAAAUGUCAAACUGUAUGACAAACAGCAGACAGCUACCUUCAAGCUGAUUCGGGAAAAAUUGCAAGACGCUGGCUAUGCUUUCACUUUGGGUGGUUCGGUUGGUAAGAACAGCAUUUCAACCGAGCUUCGUGUGAAGCCAAAUGACUUCAAACUAAAGAACACCGUUUGCAACGAGAAGCAGCAGUGUACGAACGUAGAAAUACAAUCGAAGCUUGAACGCGUCGGGGAUAAAUUCGACCAUGAAGCACUUGUAUCGGUGGACUUACAGCAAUUGGGUUACGCCCACGAGUUCGGAUUAACCGCCAAAACAAGCGGCAAUGGAUUCACGUUUGAUCACACCACCGAUGUUCAACUGACCAAGAAGAAACAACCCAAGUAUCAGUAUCAAUUGUAUAUUCAUCCAAACAAAGCAGGAGCCAGUUUGGUGCUGCCUAGUCGUUCAGUGGUUGUCGAGGGAGUAUUCCAGUACCCGAAAGAGAAGUUUGGUCAAUUCGACAGUACCGUCUCCUUCUACCUAGACAAGAAGAAUGCCCCGAACAACAAGGCCACCUUUGGAUUCACUGGAGAAACCAAAAUGCUGGGAUCCACCGGUGUUAGUGGAAGUGGAGCUUUAAAAUUCUCGCAUCCUACCAUUAAAGAUCUCAUGGUUAGCGCUGCCGGUGCACUAGAUGGAGAAAAACAAACCGUUGACGGACGAGUUGAGCUGGACAUUUUCAAGAACGCCAAUGACAAAAUUGUAGCAUUUGCUAAAUACGCCAACAGCGAUCAAAGUUUCAAGGGAUACAAUGUUAGUUCAGAACUGGGCGUCUCGAGCAAGGGCCUUGGAUUCAAUUGUGGAUUCAGUGGCCAUUCCGCCCUCUCGUUGGCUGCCAAACAAUUCAGCACUGCUGGCUCUAUCAAUCUUCCGUUCGAAGACUUUCGCCUCGAAUCAUUCCUAUUUGCUAGCCCCGAGGAAUUUGACUUCCUGCUGAAACGUUUCACCGAAGAAAUUGUUCGAUCUCAUGGAGUCUAUGACUCCAAGAAACAUCACGCGGAUCUAACAACGACCUUCCGAUUCGCUCCGAAUCGUCCGAUUGUACUGCAAUCAAACGUACAUGGACUGUCAUCCGCUAAAUUCUCCCUCACCCAGGACAAUAUGCUCAACGUCGAUGGAGCAUUUUCGGUUGACAAAGCUGCCACUCUGAAGGUUGUUGGAUUCGCAAAAGAACUAUUGGAUGCCAAGAUUGCCCUUGAUGCAAGUCACUUCCUAACUACAGAGUACAAGGUCGACGAAGCCAAUGUCAAGAGCUUCCUGCAGGAGUUCAACAAACAAUUGCAAGCUGAUCUGGAAGCCUCGAAGGCCGAGUUGGAGAAGAAAUAUACACAAUUUAGUGCUGAUAUCAAUCAGGUAUUCAACAACGUAAUUGCGGCCCUUCCUGACUUCAGCAAAUUCCAAGCAGAUUACACCGAACAGCUGAAGAAAAUACAGGAAGAAAUUCUGCAAGACCCAACACUGAAACAGUUCGUGGAAAAUAUCGCGAAGUUAUACGCUGCUGUGAAUGAAAUUGUUGGUAAGCUUUCUCAGGUUUAUGCUGAAAAUUUCAAAAAGAUUUCUGCCAUCGUCACUGAUUUGGCUGGAAAACUGACCGAAACAUUCAACAGCAAGAUAUUGCCCGUACUGAAAGAUCUUUACAGUAAAAUUGAAGCUUUCGUGUUCAAUAUCUACGAGGAAACGAUCAAACUAGUAGUUGCUGUGUUUGAACGUACUGUUAAAGCACUGAAGGUAUUCGAAGAAGACUUCAACAAGGUAGCCAAGAGUGUUUCGGAAAUGUUCAAGAACUUCGCAAUAACGUUCAACAAGUUCAUCGCAACGCUCGACAAAGAAUUAAAGGACUUGUACAAAUCCAUUCAAGAGUAUUUUGAUUCACUGGAUCAACUUAAGGCGAUCAAGGAAACACUCAAGGAAUAUUUUGAGGGUCUGGAUCGUUACGCCUAUCAGCUGCUGAAGGAAUUGCUGACACUGGCCGAAGACUUGUACCCUGUUCCUGAGAUCAAAGUGUUCACUUCUUCCGUUAACAAGUAUAUCACUAACAAACUGGAGAACAAACCUGUUAACGAUGUCGAGGAGUUAAAGACUAUCUUCGGAAAUCUAGUGAAGGCCAUUAAUCACUUGUUCAACAAAUUUGCUUCUACAGUGACAACUUCCCUGGAAGAACCUGGAUUCUCAGGAAGCAUUCCAUCAUUCGUAACUUUCAAACUAGUCCCAUAUGUCAGCAGCAUUAAGUUUAGUCCAUUGAACUAUUUGCGCAACGAGAAGUUCUAUUCCGUUCGUGAUUUCCUAUACCAGUUCCGUCCAUACGCCUGGAAUCCACUCGCUGUUCUGCCACCGUUCGAGAUGCACGGUGAAAUAGCUGACGGCAGUCAUUUCUUCACCUUCGAUGGUCGCCACUACACCUUCCCAGGAAGCUGCCAAUACGUACUGGCAUCGGAUUUUGUCAACGGAAACUUUAGCAUAGUCGCAAACGUAGAGAACGGAAAACUGAAAUCUAUUGCUUUGAUCGACAAGGACACAAUCGAGCUAAACGAUAAAGGUGUGGUGACAUUGAACGGAAAAACUACUGAUCUACCCCUCCACAAAAACGACGUACAUGCAUGGAGACGUUUCUAUACCGUGAAUUUGCUGACCACCUAUGGAGCAAGUGUGCUCUGUACCACCGAUCUUCAGGUGUGUCACUUCACAGUCUCAGGUUUCUAUCUUGGCAAACUCCGUGGAUUGUUAGGUAAUGGAAACUAUGAACCAUACGAUGACUACACACUUCCAAAUGGAAAAAUAUCUGAGAGCUCAACUGACUUCGCUAAUAGCUACAAAACUGCCAAAACGUGUGCAGCAGUGGCCGAUCCGGGUCACGCCACACAUGAACACAGUAGCCCAGCUUGCUCAAAACUGUUCGGCACCGACAGCUCCCUUAAAUAUUGUUACUUCUUCAAGGACCAAACCAACUAUCGUGAAGCCUGCGAGCAUGCUGUGCAUGGCGCGGAGAACCCCGAGGAGGCCGGCUGUAGCAUAGCGUUUGCCUAUGCUUCAGCUUGUCGCUUGGAACACAUUCCGGUUAGUGUGCCAGCACAAUGUCAGAAAUGUUCAGUCGCUGGAAAGGACAUCAGCGUGGGUGAUCAGUUCAGUGUCAAGUCACCGCAGAAGCAGGCCGAUGUGGUGUUGGUGGUAGACACUUCGUUAGGAAGUCUACUUGGUGAGCUGGUGCAAGCCACCAUCACCGAUCUCCGCAAAGAACUGCGAGCCAGUGGAAUUCCUGAUGUUCAUGUGGUUGUCGUAGGUUAUAACAGGAACCAAAAAUACGUGAGCCUGUUCACUAGCGAUGGAAAACUGGACUACACGGGCAAACUCGGACAGGUAGACGCUAGUGGACCAGAGAAAUGCAAACCUUUGGUUACAGGAAACAGUGACGUCGACGAGGUGAUCAAGAGUCUACACGAGUACAGCGAGAGAAUUGCGGAAGACGUGGGAGCAACUACAGACGCUCGUGCCUUCCUAGACGCUCUACAGUAUCCAUUCCGUGCCACCGCCAGCAAAUCGAUUGUGAUCAUUCACUCCGACGACAGCGACAAAGUUCCAAAUCCGGCCCGAGCUGUCAAAUCACUUCUAGCCACGCUGAACCUAAAGAUACGGGGAAUCGGACUGCAUGUGGUGACACCGCUUACGAAUCUGGGAAUAGCCAACAGCAAGGAUCAGAAGAAGGUGAAGGAAAUUGUUGGGUUCAACUCGAAACAGGCAUUCACUCUGGCCGAUAGCAAGAAACGAACCAACAUUGGAUCAACUGAGCUGAAGAACAAUCUGAAAUACGACUCAGAUUUACUGUACGAGUUGGUGUUGAAAAAUGAUGGCUACGUAUUCGCUCUCCAAAAUUUCAGCGGACUUAAGACUCCGAAAGAUAAGAAAGCGUACAUUUCAGUACUAACCUCGACGCUCGGUGACCACAUAGCACGAACAGAGAUUUCAAGCGAUUGCGUGUGCUCACUGCGAUCGGGUUUGCAUCCGGAAGAAUCUUGCGAAGCCAAGGAAACAAACUAUUUGCCACCUGUGAAGAAAGUUGGAGGUGCUAAAGGAUAAUGGUCGUUUAAAUCUGCCGAAGUGGAGCUGAUAUCCACCAAUAUUUAUUAUACCAAAAAAACAUCUCUGUAUAGGAAAGAAUCUUUAUCAUCCAAUUUCCAUUAACUGUUAAUCUCAAACGGUAUGUUCUCGUAUUGUAGUACUUCACACGAAAGAGACAAAAUAAAUGAGUAACUAUUUUUUUAA
Toxorhynchites rutilus septentrionalis is the source of this 10446-nucleotide messenger RNA. RefSeq names its product apolipophorins (gene apolpp). The record is from RefSeq and is a predicted model, not a curated record. The transcript has 10 exons. Bases 226 to 10260 code for a protein of 3344 amino acids. Gene Ontology annotation, biological process: lipid transport. Gene Ontology annotation, molecular function: lipid carrier activity. NCBI's taxonomy places the organism in Eukaryota, Metazoa, Arthropoda, Insecta, Diptera, Culicidae.